Malaya genurostris is the source of this 1160-nucleotide messenger RNA. Its product is annotated as 1-acyl-sn-glycerol-3-phosphate acyltransferase beta-like. The record is from RefSeq and is a predicted model, not a curated record. Bases 106 to 1035 code for a protein of 309 amino acids. Gene Ontology annotation, biological process: phosphatidic acid biosynthetic process. Gene Ontology annotation, cellular component: endoplasmic reticulum; membrane. The transcript is spliced from 4 exons. Lineage: Eukaryota; Metazoa; Arthropoda; Insecta; Diptera; Culicidae. Gene Ontology annotation, molecular function: 1-acylglycerol-3-phosphate O-acyltransferase activity.
UUCGAAAAGUGGCCUGACAGUCCGUAUUAGACGUUUGCCAAGAUAGAACCGAAACAGUUUAUUACUUUUGUUUUGAACUUUGAACACUGAGCUGUCUAGGCCAGAAUGACUGAUUGCACAGUUUGUCAGUUUGCCGGAUUAAUCGUGCGAUACUACCUUUACGCAUGGCUCGUAGCAAUCGGAAUUUGGAUCCUGUUGAUUGUGGCUACCAAAGUAGGCGCAGAUGGAAAUAAAUUCAAGUACUACGCAAAAUAUGGAAUGAUUUAUUUUGCGACUCAGGCCUUUACUACACUCUAUGUACCGAUUUCGUUGCUAAGGCCACGGAAUCCAGCAAAUGCUCGAAUAAUUUCAACCAUCGUUUCGCACGCGUCAUCACUUCUACCGAUAACUUGGGAAUUGCGAAAUGCUGAAAUUUUGAAGCAAGCCAAAGGAGCAGUAGUGAUGGCCAAUCAUCAGUCGUCAAUGGAUAUUUUGGGUCUUAUGACACUCUGGAGCACCCUGCGAAAUGUUAUUUCGAUCGCCAAGAAGGAAAUGGUUUACAUUCUUCCUUUCGGUCCAUCGGUUUGGCUGGCCGGAAUAACCUUCAUCAAUCGUCAGAACCGUGUAUCGGCCAUGAAAACAUUGGACGGCUGUAAGCGCGACAUGAUCGAGAAAGGUUACAAAAUGUAUCUCUACCCGGAGGGAACCAGAUAUCCGGAACGGGGUAUGUUACCCUUCAAGAAGGGUGGUUUCCACACGGCCAUACAGGCCGGUGUUCCCAUCAUUCCGGUGGUGUUCUCCCAUAUGUACUUCAUCGAGUCGAAGAAGUAUAUUUUCAAACCGGGUCACGUAAUUAUCAACGUGUUGGAACCGAUUCCUACCAAAGGGGUGAAUAAGGAUAAUCUAGAUGAAUUGAUUGAGCGGACCCGGACUGCUAUGUUUAAUGAAUACGAGAAACUGUCGGCCGAAAUGGAUGCCAACCUAGCCGAUCCAAGAUGGCUACGAAGCAAAUGCCCAAGGUUAACUAUUUAUGAUGGCGAUAAAAAGUCAAAGUAGGUUAAUUUGUGAUGGACGGGAAUUCGCUUUGCUACUUCUGCCGUUUAAGUAGUCUUACCAAUAAUAAUAAUAAUAAGGAUUUGAAGCGGUUACAGAUGAUGGUUCAAUUUAAGUUAUAUAGUUCU